UGAACGCUACCGCUCUUGAACGCCUCCCUCACUGGACGUUUCAUGGCGAAGAUUACCCUAUGUACAUAAUUUGACCUCUUUAGAGGGAGGGAACUUCCCAGCAGUUGGUUUGAGAGAUCGGAGCAUUCAGCACGUUGAUCAGCCUUGACUGAACCCUGUGUGUCAGAGUCUGAGGAUGAAGAUCGCUGUGCUGGGAGCCACUGGACAGACCGGACAGUAUCUGGUCAACCAGGCGCUGCAGCAGGGCCACAUGGUCACCGCCAUCGUCAGGAACCCGGGAAAACUCACUGUGCAUCAUGAUAAUCUCAAGGUGGUGGAAGCUGAUAUUUUCUCACAAGACAAUUUGAAGACUCAUUUCAAAGGACAGGAUGUGAUCAUGUCCUGCCUUGGCUUCCCGGCCUCCAUCUUCUCAGGGGUGACGGGCUACACACUGUCCAUGAACGCUAUGAUCAGCGCCAUGCGAGAGGCCCGGGUCAACAGGAUCAUCACAAUGACCUCCUGGUACACUGAACCUAACUCUGGAGCGCAGUCAUCUUACCUCAUCCGGUUCCUCCUGCUGCCGAUGAUCCGAAGCGUCCUCACCAACAUGCACGAGAUGGAGCAGUUUCUACACAAGACUGAGGACAUCAACUGGACGGUGGUUCGCCCACCUGGUCUCAAGAACCUGCCGGCCUCAGCUCAAGAGUUUCUGACCCAUGAAGGAUAUUUUGUACCCGACAGCAGUGGUAAUCCCGCAGGCAGCGCAGUGGGGAGAGGAGACGUGGCUCGCUUCAUGCUCUCUCUGCUCAACAGCAACGCAUGGGUCAAGAAGGGAGUCGCCAUCACUACCAAAUGAGAAAGAAGAAGCCUUAAGAGUCAAUUCGCACAAAGUACAAAUACACAUUUACUCACCAAUCUCUGGUGGGAUCUAGCCAUGCAGGUUUUGAGAUUCAGGCCUUUGAGAUUUCUGCCUCCACACCAAUAAAAAAAAGAGAUAAAUGUUCUGGAUUUACAGUCCACAACUUUUUGAGUGUUUUUAUUCACUCUCGCUGCUCUUGUCAACCUUGUUUCCAGCAGCAGCAGUGUACUGUUUUCAGCUCUGAUCAGUCCACUGUACACUACAUGCACUGCACCAAAAAGCAGAAUUAGCAAGUAACUGGUGAACAUAAUCAAACAUUUAGCAGCUAAAAAGUUAAAUAUUCCCCUCGGGGGCUGUUGGAGGGCAAAACAGAGCUACAAGGAAAGUGAAUAUGGAAUAUUGCAUUCAUGAGUUUUCCAUAAAAACAAGUUCACCACAACAACUUUAUAAAAUAAUUGUAUUCCAGUGUUGCAUUUACAGCUUAAGUAAGUUAUUACUGCUAUAAACUUGGAUCUGGAUAAUCCCACAGAUGUCAAUGUUAACAGUUUUUACUUGAACAUUUCUAAAAAAAGAGAUUUCUGUAAAUGUUUCACUGCAGUAAGGACCACAAACAAAAUUCACUUCACCUCUCUUUUAUUGGGGAGACAGCAGAAAUGACAGAAAUCGAUAUUUUAACCCUGUGCAAAUAAAGCCUUAACUAUCUCCAUGGUUAGAUGCCUCCACCAGAGCUAAGGAGGGAAGAAAUUAAUUGUAGUUUUUAUUUGGGGAGAACUGGUCCUUUAACGAGAAAUGUGUCAUCUAUUUCCUGCCUUCACAGUCUGCUACUGGAUAUAAUGGCAUAACUGCCUUUUAUAGCCUAAUCUGUCUGAUGAAUGUCUUUUUAUGACCUCUCGUUUAACAUAUAUAUAUAUAUAUAUAUACAUUUUUAUAUACCAUUUAAUUAUAUUGGCCAUACUUUAUUACUCACAAGGGUACAGUUACACAUUGUAGUACAUGAUUUCAGCCAUAUGAGGAUAGUGUUGUGCCAUAUCUGAUAGCAGUAAGAGCAAGUCAGCUGGAGUCACGGCAACAUUUCCAUUUGCUAGUUGAUUAAACAGAAUGAAUGAAACUCUUAUAGUGUUGCACCAUGUGUUUGCAUGAGCACUUUAUGUUCAAAUAUGUACUGUAUCAGUUCUGUAAAAUAAACAUAAAAUAAUGUUUA
This is a messenger RNA of Morone saxatilis (striped sea-bass), 2039 nucleotides long. RefSeq names its product flavin reductase (NADPH)-like. The record is from RefSeq and is a predicted model, not a curated record. Lineage: Eukaryota; Metazoa; Chordata; Actinopteri; Moronidae. The coding region runs from base 176 to 835 and encodes 219 amino acids. The transcript has 6 exons.